AUGGUGGAGCUGCAGCAGCUGCAGGUGCAGGAGGUGGUGGACUCCAUGGUGAAGAGUCUGGAAAGGGAGAACAUCUGGAAGACACAGGGUUUCAUGUUCUGGUGCGGCGCCAGCUGUUGUGAGGACAGCCAGGCAUUCACCCAGCAGGUGCACCAGUGCAUCGAGUGCUGCCCUGUGCCUCUGGCUCAAGUCCAGGCCUUGGUCACCAGUGAGUUGGAGAAGUUCCAGGACCACCUGGCCCGGUGCACCGUGCAUUGCAAUGACAAAGCCAAAGAUUCAAUAGAUGCUGGGAGUAAGGAGCUUCAGGUGAAGCAGCAGCUGGACGGUUGUGUGACCAAGUGUGUGGAUGAGCACAUGCACCUCAUCCCAACUAUGACCAAGAAUAUGAAGGAGGCUGUCUUAUCCAUUGGGAAAUAA
This is a messenger RNA of Gorilla gorilla gorilla (western lowland gorilla), 417 nucleotides long. RefSeq names its product protein FAM136A-like. The transcript has a single exon. Lineage: Eukaryota; Metazoa; Chordata; Mammalia; Primates; Hominidae. Bases 1 to 417 code for a protein of 138 amino acids. The record is from RefSeq and is a predicted model, not a curated record. Gene Ontology annotation, cellular component: cytoplasm.